UGUCGGUGUGUCGGUAAUUGUCAGACAGAAAUCGGAUCGUUGUACUUCUACAUAGACAUAAACUAAAUUCUUUAAAGUUAAUGAAUUUCUAUGGAUUUAUAAUAAUUGUAUAGUUCGUACUUAUUAAUUUUAAUUAUGUUCUGGAGCGGUAAUUAUAUAGGAGUAAGGGAGUUAAACGUUCUUCUAAAGGAGGGGAACGUCACAUUAACGCAAGUUCUAGAGGCGUAUGAUAUCUUGCAAGAAUGUAAAGCCGACAACAAGGCUUUAAUACAUUUUCUUACGAAACCAGAGAUACUCGCGGAGCUCAUCACUCUGGUAACCGAAGAGCCGCCUAAGAAUGUGGAGCUCACGUCUCAGUACCGGCACGCGAACAUCGCCAGCGAGGUGCUGGCUAGUAACGUGUUCACGUUGCGCGAUCGCCUGUCCAUGGACGUCGUGCAGAUGAAUCGGCUCUGUGACUUUGUUAAUAGAGAUCCGCCUUUAAACCCUUUGCUGGCUUCUUACUUCAGCAAAACCAUUGAAAUCUUGCUUCAGAGAAGUCCAAAACAGGAUUGGUACAUGCACAACAUCGUGUGUCUGCGGGUCCUGGACUUCUUUAAAUCGAGACGCGACUUCCUGCCUAACCUGCUGCGACACAUAUCCACCUCCGCCAUCUGUGACACCUUCAAGUGCUUCUUGAGCCUCACGGACCCGUUCAAUGAGAUCGUCAUGGAGUGGCUCGACGAGUACCAGUUCCUCGACAGCCUCGUGCAGAUAAUCUGCGGCACGUACGACGACGACCGACACGACAAGCUCGACUCCAACCACAACGCGGAGAGCGCCGACGGCACCGACGGCGCGGACGGCGCCGACGCCGAGCGGCGCGAGCGCGCGCGGGCGCGGGCGGGCGGCGCGGCCAACGCGGCGGCGCUGCUGGCCGACGUGGCGCUGGACGCCGACGCGGGCGGGCCCGGCGCGCGCGCGCUGUGCGCCCGCCUGCGCGGCGCCGACGCCGGCCGCCGCCUGCUGCAGGCCGCCUUCACGGCGCCGCCCUCGGCGCGCCGCGCCGCACUCGUGCACGUCUGCCGCCUGCUGCUGGCGCUGCUGCGGCCCCGCGAGUCGGCGGACGAGGCGGACGCGGAGCUGGAGGUGCUGGAGCGCGCCAUCGCGCCGCACCUGCCGCUGCUGCACAACGCGCUGCUGGCGGGCGGCGGCGGCGGCGGCGGCGUGGGCGCCGAGCGCGUGCAGGCGGCGGCGCUGCUGGCGCGCCUGGCGCAGUCGGAGGUGGACGACGUGCCCACGGCGCUCAUCACUCUCGGCACGGCGGGCGUGUUGAUAGACAUGCUGUUCGCGUACCCGCAUAACAACUUCCUGCACGCUCAAGUUUGCGCGCUCAUACGAAACGCGAGGGAGAACAGGCGCUUCGCGGAGCGAUACUCGAAGCACCUGAUGGAGGAAUGCGACCUGCUGACGCGGCUGAUGGACGCCUUCGAGGAGAACGAGGAGCCGAAGGCGGGGCACGUGCGCGCCGGCUACAUGGGGCACGUGGUGGGCGCGCUGCGGGCGCUGCAGGCGCGGCCGCCGGCGCUGCCCGCGGCGCUGCAACGGCGCUGGGACGCCUUCUGCCGCGCGCGCCUGCUGCCGCUGCUGCAGCGCCUCGACAUGCCGCUCGGCGGCGUGUAUCCGGCGGACGACGCGUACGAGGUCGGGGCGGACCAGCCGGAGGACACGACGGAGGGAUACCAGAUAUACCUGCAGCUGGUGUCGGCGGCGCAGCGGGCGCAGGCGCAGGCGCGCGCGGAGGGCGGCGCGGGGGGCGCGGGCGGCGCGGGGGGCGGCGGCGCGGGCGGCGCGUUGCAGAGCGACGGCUUCUUGGACUUGGAGGACGGCGACAAAAACAUGUGGGACGACGAGCCCGACGACGACAGUGCGGCGCGGGCCGGCGGCGCCUCGCCGUGGGAGGGCUCGGCGCAGGGAGGCGCGGGGGCCCGCGGCGCGGCGGAGGCCUACCGGCUGGAGAGCGAAAACUUCUUAGCGAUGAAGUUCGAUAGCAAAAACAUGUGGGACGACGAGUCCGACGACGAGAGUGCGGCGCAGCCCGGCGGCGCCUCGCCGUGGGACGGCGGCACGUCGGAGUGCGUGUCGGAGGGCUGGGCGCAGUUCGACAGCUUCGCACAGGGAGACCCCUUCUGGCCCUCCUCCGAGCUGGAGUCCGAGCGGCGCGACGAGCGGCAGGGCGAGUCUGACAUGCACGACGACAAGGACACGCUCACCAUCCUGCUGGCGCAGAAGAUGCUCACUGCCUUCCGCAACAUGGCACCCGACGAAGCGCUGCUGCAGGAGCAGGCCGGCCCGACCGAGGCGCAACAACAGCAUCUGCCGCACGAGGCGCAGAACGCGCACGAAGCGCAAACCGCGCAGGAGGCGCAAUCCGCAAACGAGGCGCAGAAAACCCAAGAAUUGCAAACCGCGCCCGAGGCGCAAAAUACGCACGAAGAGCAAAUCGCGCAUGAGGCGCAGAACCUCCAAGAGGCGCUGAACGCGCAGGAAGCGCAAAUCUCGCAGGAAGUGCGAACCGCGCACGAGGUGCAGAACGCGCGAGAAGCGAAAACGGCACAGGAAGUGCAAACGGCGCACGAGGUGCAGAACGUCCGGGAAGAGGUAACCGUACAGGAAGCGCAAAUUGGACACGUGGCACAGAACGCCCAUGAAGUGCAAACCGCGCAGGAAGUGCAAACCUCGCAGGAAGUGCAAACCUCGCAGGAAGCGCAAACCGCGCACGAAGAGCAGAACGUGCACGAAGAGCAGAACGUGCACGAAGAGCAGAACGCGCACGAAGAGCAGAACGCGCACGUAGAGCAGAACGCGCACGAAGAGCACCCGCCACUCGAGGGCCCCGCGGCGCCCGGCGCCGACUCGUGAUGCGAACCCCCUCCCGCCCGCAGCCGCCGCCCGCCCGCGUGGAGUCGGCCGCGCGCCGCUUCGACUUUAGGCAAAAACAUUCGUAUGCGAUACGAUCACUCGGUCGGGCUCGCAGAGCGAUGUUUAUCUUAUCCUGUUACGAAGUGAGCGUGGUGCCGCAUAUUUUCAUACUUCGUCACGUGACGCGUCGGAGGCGACCCGAGCCCUCUGAGCCGCACCCAAUCCACGAACGCUACGAGCUUUGACGUAAUGGUAAAUUUUGUAUCAAUAAUAUCGUAUCAUUGCAAAAAUGUAACUUUGUUUGAUGUAUAUUUGUUUAAUGAUUACUUUAAAAUGUAUCAGUGUCCACGAACCGUAGACGAUGCGAGUUAACUUUAAUAAUGUGUUCACCUCGCUUGAUCGUAGAAAUAUACCCAUUGUUGAAUUCAUUUAAUGUCCGAAACACGAGCGUUAUGUAGGGUGUCCCCUA
This is a messenger RNA of Vanessa atalanta (red admiral), 3370 nucleotides long. It is a transcript of the gene fmt, whose product is annotated as serine/threonine-protein phosphatase 6 regulatory subunit 2. The transcript has 20 exons. The coding region runs from base 136 to 2901 and encodes 921 amino acids. NCBI's taxonomy places the organism in Eukaryota, Metazoa, Arthropoda, Insecta, Lepidoptera, Nymphalidae. The record is from RefSeq and is a predicted model, not a curated record. Gene Ontology annotation, molecular function: protein phosphatase binding; protein phosphatase regulator activity.